AUGGCCGGAGUAAUCAUCUCACCCGCUUCUCUUCUCGACCUUAUCGCCGAGAUUGUUGAGAUUCCAGUCAACGCCGGCGUUUUCAAAAAGGACUGCGCCGAUCUCACUCGACGAGUCUGUCUCUUGACGCAUUUAGUAGAAGAGAUUAGAGACUCUAAACCGAUCGAUUCCGCCGCUUCUUCUUCGUUGAUCUCAUCGGAAAAUGAUUGGUGGUCUGAUCUCGUGGUUGGGCUUCAAGCUUCGAAGCGUCUUCUCUCCAUAGCUACUCGAUUCCAAGCUCGCGACUCCUCUGAUGGUGAUGCGAAGAGAAUCUCUUUCCAGUUCCAGUGCAUUACAUGGAAGCUGGAGAAAGCAUUGAGUAAUCUUCCAUACAAUUUAUAUGAUAUCUCUGACGAAGUUAGAGAACAGGUUGAACUAGCGAGAUCGCAGUUGAUAAGAGCAAUGCAGAGAUACGGUUCGUUGAAUUCGAAGAAGUUUUCGAGUGCUUUAUCUGAGCCGAUGGAGAGAGAUGUUUUUAGUAGUAUAAAGAUCAAAGUUGAGGAAGAAAAGCUUGAGAGUAUUUCAGAAACACUUCUGUUUCUCGAGGAGAAGAAACAAGAUUUGCGGCCGCGGAAAAGCUCUUCCGUUUCUCUGGCCUUUUAUUUAUCGAAGGAUGCGGAUACAGAUAGAUUAGACAAAAUGGUCACCAAGAACACUGAAGAAUUGAAGAAAUCUGAUAAACUAACGAUUCCAGUAGAUUUUCUUUGUCCAGUAUCUCUGGAACUGAUGAAGGAUCCUGUAAUCGUCGCCACAGGACAGACUUAUGAGAGGGCUUACAUACAGAGAUGGAUACACUGUGGGAAUCUAACAUGUCCAAAGACCCAACAGACACUCGAACACUUUACGCUAACACCAAAUAACGUUCUUAGAAGCUUGAUCUCUCGGUGGUGCACUGAACACAACAUUGAGCAACCCGCAGUUUACAUCAACGGCAGGUCAAAAAACCGUGGAGACAUGUCAGUGAUCCGGGCAUUGGUUCAGAAUCUCUCAAGCCGGUCCACAGAAGAUCGCAGGAAUGCGGUUUCUGAAAUCCGGUCUCUGUCAAAGAGAAGCACCGACAAUCGCAUUUUGAUUGCAGAAGCAGGAGCAAUCCCUAUUCUGGUGAACCUUUUAACCUCAGAGGACGUUGCAACGCAGGAAAACGCAAUCACUUGCAUUCUCAACCUCUCUAUAUAUGACAACAACAAAGAGCUGAUAAUGUUUGCCGGUGCAGUCACCUCCAUUGUUCAAGUCCUUCGAGCAGGAACCAUGGAAGCAAGAGAAAACGCAGCAGCGACACUCUUUAGCCUAUCGUUAGCCGAUGAGAACAAGAUCAUAAUAGGUGGAUCAGGUGCGAUACCUGCCUUAGUGGAUCUGCUCGAGAACGGGACCCCAAGAGGAAAGAAAGACGCAGCCACGGCAUUGUUCAAUCUGUGCAUUUAUCAGGGAAACAAAGGUAGAGCGGUUAGAGCCGGAAUAGUAACUGCAUUGGUGAAAAUGCUCGGUGACUCGAGCCACCACCGGAUGGUUGAUGAAGCAUUGACAAUACUCUCGGUUCUUGCAAGCAAUCAAGAUGCGAAAUCCGCGAUAGUAAAAGCGGAUACUUUACCCGCAUUGAUAGGUAUUCUCCAGACCGAUCAAUCUAGAAACCGAGAGAACGCAGCAGCGAUAUUGGUUUCGCUGUGCAAGAGAGAUACUGAGAAACUGGUAUUGAUAGGUAGACUCGGUGCGGUCGUGCCAUUGAUUGAUCUAUCGAAGAACGGAACAGAGAGAGGCAAAAGGAAAGCAAUGUCUUUGUUAGAGCUUCUCCGUAAAGCAUGCCAAUAA
Molecule: messenger RNA, 1845 nt
Organism: Arabis nemorensis
Lineage: Eukaryota; Viridiplantae; Streptophyta; Magnoliopsida; Brassicales; Brassicaceae
Source: the annotation of a GenBank genome assembly